AUGAGGCGAAGACCUGGAAUUGGAGGUUUACAGAAUGCCGCCGCUGCUAGGGACCAAUAUCGCGUGCUCGGAGAAAAUGUAGCGAAGCUGAGAACGGAUCUAAUGAAAGAGCAGCUUGCCACUUUUCGGUCUCAGUUGGAAGAAUUUGCUCGCAAGCAUAAGGACUUAGAUAGUACUUCAGCAUGCAACUUCUUUUGCACUUCUAUUGUCAAUGACAUACGCAAGAACCCUGCAUUCAGAUCACAGUUUCAUGAGAUGUGUGCAAAAGUUGGAGUAGAUCCCCUAGCCUCUAAUAAAGGUUUCUGGUCAGAACUGUUAGGGAUUGGUGACUUCUACUAUGAACUUGGUUGGUACCUUCUUCUAGAUUCACUUGCAUCUCUUUUAGUUAUAGGGGUACAAAUUGUGGACAUUUGCUUGGCUACGAGACCCCAUAAUGGGGGUUUGAUCAACUUGGAGGAACUUUGCAAGUUGCUUUGUCAGAGACGAAAGGUUUCUCUUGAAGCUGUGUCUGAGGAUGAUUGCUUGCGUGCAAUUAGUAAGCUGAAGGUAUUAGGUAAUGGUUUUGAGGUGAUUUCUGUUGGAAAGAGAAAGCUUAUUAGAUCCGUUCCAACUGAGUUACAUAAAGACCAUAAUGAAAUUUUAGAGCUAGCCCAGACUCAAGGCUUUGUGACUGCCGAAGAGGUAGAAAGAAGGUUGUCCUGGUCCACUGGCCGGGCCAUUGAUGCCCUAGAAACUUUAUUAGACGAAGGUCUUGCUAUGAUUGAUGAUGGUCAUCCAGAUGGAAAACGUCGGUACUGGUUCCCCUGCGUGUCUUCAAUCUCCUCUUUCGUGGGAGUUGAUGCCCCUUGA
Molecule: messenger RNA, 849 nt
Organism: Thlaspi arvense
Lineage: Eukaryota; Viridiplantae; Streptophyta; Magnoliopsida; Brassicales; Brassicaceae
Source: the annotation of a GenBank genome assembly